AUGGCGUCUCGCAACGUGAAGUCGACGCCAUUCGUCGUGGAUUUGCUCGUGCUCGCUGCCGUGUGGCUUGAUCUUGUGCGCAUGAGCUUGUUGCCUGAGAACGACUCAGAAAUCAAGUCGUUUGAUCUGUUUAUGAUCCUCGGGAUCUCCCUCAUCUGGUGUCUCGGUGCGCGGGAUCAAGCAGGCGUAGCGCAUUGCGAAUCAAUUUCUGCAUCACUCGAAAAAGGACCAGGGCAACGCUGUGGCUUAGUAGAAGCUCAUGCUAGUGGCUAUGGAUUACGAGGCGCUUAG
Peronospora matthiolae is the source of this 291-nucleotide messenger RNA. The record is from the annotation of a GenBank genome assembly. Lineage: Eukaryota; Oomycota; Peronosporomycetes; Peronosporales; Peronosporaceae.